Mustela erminea (ermine) is the source of this 3515-nucleotide messenger RNA. RefSeq names its product cilia and flagella associated protein 99 (gene CFAP99). The coding region runs from base 206 to 2281 and encodes 691 amino acids. Lineage: Eukaryota; Metazoa; Chordata; Mammalia; Carnivora; Mustelidae. The record is from RefSeq and is a predicted model, not a curated record. The transcript has 15 exons.
ACUGCGCCCUUUAGCACACCCCCUGUCCCGGCUAGUGGCGGAGGUCCCGGCUGAGUAAGCGUGAAGUGGGGGACCCGCCUGGAUUUGUGAGACCUGCCGCACCCGCUGGCUCUGGCAUCUGCUGUGGCUGCGGGUGGAAGUGGGACGGGAGGUUGGGCGGCAGGAGCGCCCGCGAAGCCGGCCCGCAGGGUCCUGCCCUGGGAAGAUGGCCUACUAUGGAAAAUGCAUUGAAACUGUCAUUGAGCAAUUGAACAAAUUUCAGCCUGAGAAGGACAGUCCUGAGCAGUUCUUGGAGGCGACGUCCACAGCCCUACAGACUCUGAGCCCCCAGAAGCAGGCAUUCGUUUUGGAGCUGCUGUCUGGGUGCCUCGAGUACCGGAAGCUGAUGGCCGUGGUGGUGGACGCCUUCUACGUGCGGGCCGGCUGGUUGUGCCCACGGGCCGACUACAGCCUCUUCCAGGUGAUCUGCUACCUGGCCAUGUUCCAGCUGCAGGAGCUUGGCUUUCAGCUCUUCUGUGACAUCGUGAAGGCCCAGCCCGUGGACAAAAUGCACAAGUUCCUUGGGUUCUUCUUCAACCCCUUAAACCUGUGCUCAUGGAUCAAGGAUGAAUGGAGCCUCAUCUAUGAGACCGCCCAUGUGAGAGAGAACUGGAUCGACCCCCUGAUGAGAUGGCAGCCAGAGGUCCAGGAGCUGAUCCACCAGCUGGAGGAAGUGAUGGCCAAUCAGCUCCCUCUUUCAAAGACCAAGGCCAGGGUCACAGAGCCCAAGGAGUUCAACCUGACUGUCCCCAGGCCCCGCGCCAUUCCGGUCCCCGAGCCAGUUCCUGUUGUGGCCAAAUCAAAACCAGUCCCCAGGAGCACCUACCAGCCACCCAAGGAGCAGCAGCUGUUGGAGAUGGCCAAGAGGUUUAAUCGCUGGAAGGCAGAGGAGCUGCUGCUGCAGGCGAACAUUGAAGAGAUGCGGUGUGCGGUGCCCCGGUCCCAGGGGGAGCCUCCGAUGCAGGCCUCUAAGAAGAAGCUGCAGCUCCAGCUCAUGCCCCAAAUCAUGAAGACCUCAAAGCUGACCUUCUACAAGCCCAGUGAGGUCCCGGUCAAGCUGAACACGGCUGCCAUCCUCCGAGAAGGGUCUCUGUACCAGCAGCAGGUGGAGAAAGAGCUGCAGAGGGUGGAUCAGCUUGUGGACGGGGCCGGGGACUUCUCUGAGUUCCUCGAGUGGCAGAAGAAGAUGCAGGCGAAGGACCGGGAGGAGGAGCUGACUGCGGGUGAGUGCCGGCGGCUGCUGGGGAAGCUGAGCCGCGAGGAGGCCAUCCUGGCCCGGCAGCACGUCAUGCAAGAGAACAAGCAGAAGGCCAACCAGAAGAAGGAGGAGACGGCGGAGCUGCUGCAGCAGUGCGCUGAGAGGCGCCUCCAGGAGGAAAAGUCCAUGAAGGAGCUGGUGGAGCAGGUGACAGAGGCGCAGAAGAACAUCAAGCUGGUGCAGAUGAAGCUCCUGAAGGACCGGAGGCAGACAGUUCAGGAGGUGAUGGAGGAGAGCCGGGAGCUGCUGCAGCGCAGUGCAGAGACAGCCAAGGAGGAGCAGAAGCGGCGCUGUGAGCUCAUCUCCCAACUUCGAGCCCUGGAGACCCAGCCUAUGCGCAAGGGAAAGCUUGUGGACCUGACCCAGAUCCCUGGGUAUGGCCUGGAAGGGGAGAUGUCUGUGGUGGAGCUUCGAGAGCGGCUGGCCCUGCUCAAGGAGAGCCAGCGGCGAGAGGAGGAAGAGAAGCGAGACCAGAUCAUCCAGGGCAAGCGCGCGAGAAGCCAGGAACUGCAGAAUAGGUUGGAGCAGAUCUCGCUGUGCCGAGCGGCCAUGGGCAGGUCUGCGGCCCUGAGGUGGGAGGAGAAGAAAGCCCGCUCUGCGGCCCCGGGGGUGUCCUCCCAGGAUGAGCGCGUGCUGGAGCUGCAGCGCAAGGUCGAGGAGAAGGUGGCAGAGCGCCGCCGCAAGCAGGCAACCCUGAAGUCGGUGCCGGUGCCGGCGCCGCGCCCUGCGCGCACUAAGGCAUGGGUGAGCUCUGGGAGCGCGCGGGGCGGCUGGGCGCACAGUGACGGUGGGGAGGUCAUGGACCCGGCGCAGGGGCAGUGGGGGCGACCCCGGCCCGCGCCGACCUCUCCCGGGGCGCGUCCACAGGCGCACCUGGAGCAACAGCACUGGCGGGAUCUGCAGCAAAGCCGCGAGCGCCGGCUGCGAACGCUGCAGCUGAGCACCUCGGCUGCCGGGCACGGGCGCCGCCAGGAGGCCGCCUGAGCCGGGCGGGCGACCCCAGACCCCGCGCAGCCCGCCCAGCCCGCCCAGCCCGCGCAGCGCACCUCCUCUUCCCCGUCCGCGCGCCCAGCUGCACGCCCCCGGCCCCCCAGUGUCCCCCCGCUCCCCGGCCAGAACAGGGCUGCCGGACAAGAUGCAAGGCGCCCAGUUACUGCGUGGGACAAACACACUAAACAAAAGUAUCAGCUUUUAUCUGCAAUUCGAAAUUAUCUGGGUGUCCUGUACUUUAUAUGCUAAAUGUGACCACCCUGACCUAGAUCCUCGCCCUUCCCUGGGGCGCAGCGCAAAGCACUAGCCACGUCCCUCUUCAGAGCUCCCAGAGCCACCGCUGCACGUGAAAACUUGGGAGUCCCCACUCUCUGCCCAGAGUCUGGUGGCAAGGCUUACCCAGUGUGGUUGUGCACGUGAGUUUGAUUGAAGUGGCCGGGUGCUUGAGCCGCUGGAAAAGGCCUAUCUCAGGACUUACCUCCAGCAAACCUCACUGCAGCCGUGGCGGGGAGGGGGUCAAGGGGGAUGCAGGAACGGUCCUCUACCCCCAUUCUGCUGAUGAGGCCAGUAGUCCUCAAAGAGGUAAAGUAACCAGCCCCCAAAGCCUUGACCCAAAGCUAAGUCUGCUUGACUUUAGAGCCCCACCCAGCCUUCUUCAGCAAUACCAAAGGAGCAUGACUGGAGCCAGUGGGCAUGAGCCCAGACCGGGACACAUAAUUUUGGUUCCUCUGGAUUUGGUUCCUCUCCAGCGUGAGGCUGGAGAGGUCAUGACCUUGAAGAUAGGCUGGCUGAGCAAAAGCCUGCUGUGGAAAUGCAGAAUCAUGAAUAAAAUACAAGGUGCUGCAGCUCCAGGAAGGACAGUCUGGGACGGCCCCAGGGGGAAGGGCUGGAAACAGCGGGGUAGUUAGAUGUCCAGGAGAGAUAUGCCCCCAAACUUGACAUCCUCCUUGGCUCUGUUGGGGAGAUGACACCUCAAAGGGGGAGGCUGGACCCCAGGGCACAUUCUGACCAGGAAGAUGGGCAUCUUAGAGUAAAACAACAGACUGAACACCAGCGUUCUUCCCCAAUAUUUUGAGCAGUGUCAGAAACACAGGACUUUCCCAGGUUGAUAGAGAAAUUUCCCACCUCCCUGUCGAAAGAGCUGGGGGCUGGAAUUUUAUUUUUUUCAUUUAACUGAUUUCAUUAUUCAUUUAAGGAAACAAAUGUGACAUUUCUUACAAGUGUUAUG